This is a messenger RNA of Nematostella vectensis (starlet sea anemone), 1646 nucleotides long. Its product is annotated as neuronal acetylcholine receptor subunit beta-3. Bases 107 to 1609 code for a protein of 500 amino acids. The record is from RefSeq and is a predicted model, not a curated record. Gene Ontology annotation, cellular component: membrane; neuron projection; synapse. Gene Ontology annotation, molecular function: transmembrane signaling receptor activity; neurotransmitter receptor activity; extracellular ligand-gated monoatomic ion channel activity. The transcript is spliced from 8 exons. NCBI's taxonomy places the organism in Eukaryota, Metazoa, Cnidaria, Anthozoa, Actiniaria, Edwardsiidae. Gene Ontology annotation, biological process: regulation of membrane potential; chemical synaptic transmission; nervous system process.
UCUUACGAAUUCUUGCACGCGAGCCAAACGAAGAAGGAAAUAAGGGCUAACCUUGAACCAAAUACUUAUCAGUCCUUUACUGAGAAGCUAAGGUCUCUGUUCUAAGAUGCGGCUGAGAGCUCCUUGUUCGCACUAUUUACUUCUUUGUUCAUUCUUAUGGCAAAACGGAGUGGGAUUCGCAAGUAUAGUGAAAAAAACAAAUAAUGAGAGGAGAGCUCUACGAGUGGAAAAGCUGAAUGAAUACGACCGCAUUCUUGGCCCCAUUAUCCCAGGCAGUGCAAGCAUUCUCACGCUGGAAUUUUCUUUGAGAAUCAACAAACUAGUCAAAGUGGACACAAAGAAUCAAGUUAUAGUACUGGAUGUGUGGGUUUUUCAGAGGUGGAAUGAUGUAUUUCUUAAAUGGCGCGGAGAGGCGAAAUACCAAGUUACUAAAACACGCUUCAGUCCUCAGGAAAUCUGGGUUCCUGAUGUCGCACUCAUCAACAACGCAGAUAAGUCGGUGCGUCUUGCGGGCGGUCCUGAGCUGUUCAAAACAGAUUUGAAUGUUUGGCAAGGUGGAAAAGUGGAAUGGGUGGCGCCUGCUUCAUUCACCAGCGAUUGCAAGCUGAGGGUGCGAUACUGGCCGAUAGAUGACCAGUUCUGUACACUAACGUUUUCCUCAUGGACGUACGAUGACCAGGAGAUAAUCAUAGAAACGGAUGACAGCGAAUUGACAAGGGAUCAUCUGCAUAACAGCCAAUGGGACAUUAUCAACAUCACAGCCCAAACAGGGCUUCUUGAUCACAACAAUUGCUGUAACCAGAACUUCAGCUCAGUGAGCUACACGAUCCACAUGCGUCGUAAGCCGCUCUUCCUGCUCUUCUUCCUGGCCUCACCAGCGGUCAUCCUGGUUGCGCUGAGUCUCGCCAGCUUCGCUAUCCCGGCCGAGAGCGGUGAAAGGAUCGGCUUCGUCACUACUAUCCUACUCGCCAUGAUGGUCUUCCUGCUGCUGCUGCCCGAGUACAUUCCGGACAAUGCCGACGAGCUUCCGAUCAUCGGUAUCCUGUUGGUUAUCACAAUGGUCGUCAUCACCGCCGUGCUUCUCGCCACCAUCUUCGUUCUCAGGUUCUAUCAUCAUGCUGGGCAACCCUCCCCGUUCAUCAAGGGACUUCUGAAUUUUCAAAUCUUCAAAAAGAAGCAGAACCGAAAAGUCGAGAAGGACACGAAGAACAGUUUUGUAAACGACGUUCACUUCAACGAGGACGACGCGCAAUCAUCGAUUGAGCUGAAAGACCUUGAAAAUCAAACCGAAGUCCACGGUGAAUAUGAUGAGGAAUUGAAAGGGCAAACCGCGCAUGCUCACCCCGCGUGUCCGCCUGCCCAUUUUCUUAAGAGGUGCCUAUUUCUUGACUGCUGCACGCGAAAGAAAAACCGCGUAGAUAUCGGCAUCGUGGGAGAGGCUCGGCCAAACGACCGAGACACACAAGCCUCUGGAUCAAAUGAAAGUUGCUGUGAUGACGAUCAGCUGGUGACCUGGCAAGACUUGUCCGUUCGUCUGGAUGCGAUCAUGUUCUUUGCUGUCCUGGUAAUGUCCUUGAUCGCCUGCUCGCUGAUCUAUGUUUUGCGUUAGGUCUAGCUCACGUUUCGUAGAUCCAAAUAACCAACAA